This is a messenger RNA of Xenopus laevis (African clawed frog), 1451 nucleotides long. RefSeq names its product cilia and flagella associated protein 299 L homeolog (gene cfap299.L). The transcript has 8 exons. The record is from RefSeq and is a predicted model, not a curated record. Bases 676 to 1377 code for a protein of 233 amino acids. Gene Ontology annotation, cellular component: nucleus; cytoplasm. NCBI's taxonomy places the organism in Eukaryota, Metazoa, Chordata, Amphibia, Anura, Pipidae.
GAGGGCGCUUACUACACAAUUUUAAUCUAUAUGUUGUUACUAUGUUUACGUUCCUUCUACGUUUUGAGUUUAGCUCUGUGUUCGAUGGAAAGAUAAAAAUUAGUUUGGAGCAUGCAGGAUUAGUUGUGGCUAACUGAUUCUUGCACCAUUGCAGACUUUAUACGUGAUGUAGAGCAGAGCUGCUGUUAUGUGCUUGUGACUCAGACGCUGGUUUACAUUUGGUUGCCGAGCAACUGCAGUUUGCAAACUAAAGGAUACAGAAUUUUACAAAAGAGGGAUAAGUGAAGUGUGGGAUUUUGGGAGCUGCAAAUUCAGGCUCAGUGUCUCUGAAAUCAGCAUUAACUGCUCAGACUUUGUACGUGAUGUAGAGGAGAGCUGCUGUUAUGUGCUUGUGACUCAGACGCUGGUUUACAUUUGGUUGCCAAGCAACUGCAGUUUGCAAACUAUAUAAAGGAUACAGACUUUUACAAAAGAGGGAUAAGUGAAGCGUGGGAUUUUGGGCGCUGCAAAUUCAGGCUCAGUGUCUCUGAAAUCGACAUUAACUGCUCAGUGAUAAGAAACAUCCAUUUUGUGAAUUGGGCAGAUUAAUUAUUGUUAUAGACCCAUUAGAUGUUGAUCACCUCAUAACAUUUGUGUGUGCCCUGGGCCAGUUUCGAAGAUAUUCGUCAGUUAAAGAUGGAACAAUCAGAGGCAGGAUCUGCUGCAGACAGCAUCAUUACCCAGUUCAACACAUAUGAGGACUUCUUGGAUUCUCAGAUCACUGCUCUGGAUCUACACUAUCUAGAGGAUGAAGAGUUGGCCCGCCAGCUGGUGGAGCUAGGCUACAGAGGGAGCGGUGAAGUCCUGAAAAGAGAUGAGUUUGAAGCAAGAAAGGCUGCUGCAGAGGCUUCCAGACUCUCUCAAAGAACUCAGCAAAAGACUUUGUCAAGUGCUGGAAAAGACCCGAAAGAUAAUUUCUUAAAAGCUUUAGCUAUGAGGGAAGAAGCAAAUCGUAAUGGGAAGAUGACAUCUGUCAUCUUUAUUCGGGAUAAGAAUGCACAUGGUCAAGAAGUGUCUGGAUAUAUUGAUUUUGCACAUCGGUUGAAGACUGAGGAUUUUGAAGUUUAUUUCAGUGGCAAGAAGAAGCUUCUGCCAAGGCCAACAGACUUAAGUUUUUAUAACUGGGAAAGCCAUGUCUCAACAUCAAACCCAAGCCCAAAUUACCAAGUGAUUGCAGAAACGUCAUCUGGAUUACUGUUCAAAAACAAAAGAGACAGGAAAAUACUAAAUGUGGAUCCUAAGGCUUCUCCAGGAGAUAAUUCGACUCGAACCUCUAUACAGACAGAUAUUUACAUUCAAGCUGUCAUUUACGAUCACAUAACAAGGCGUAAAGCCUAAUUUGUAAACAUGCUAUAUGAACAGCUAUAAAAUGCUGAGACAUUCAUGACAAAAUAAAGGACUUCAACACCUUU